ACUGGCCAUGGAGCCGCGUGCAGGGGGCGCCACGGACCCUAGGGGGAGCAGAGGAGGCCGCGGCCCUCCCCUGCCAGCGGGCCCCACCGCCCGGCAGCUCCUGGCGCGGCUGGACGCGCGCCCCCUGGCGGCCCGAGCUGCGGCCGACGUGGCGGCGCUGGUGCGCCGGGCCGGCGCCACAUUGCACCUGCGCCCCAAGGAGGCUGUUUGCAUGCUGGACUCUGCAGACAUAGAGGUCACAGACAGUCGCCUGCCUCAUCCCAUUGCUGUGGAUCACCAGCUCCAGCAUCGUCGGUCAGAGACCCUGGGUACAUGUACUGCACCGCCUGGAGUGGCCCAGAGUAAGGCACGUCAUGCUUCGAAGCCAUCCCAGACUUCUGGUCAGUUCUAUGUGGAGCUGGUCCGUUGUUCCGCAGGCUUUGGCCUCACCUUAAGUGGCGGCUGCGAUGUAAGUGGGGACGCUCCGCUGGCUGUUCGCGGGCUGCUGAAGGACGGGCCUGCACAGCGCUGUGGUCGCUUGCAGGUCGGCGACGUAGUGCUCCACAUCAACGGAGAGUCAACGCAGGGCCUCACCCACGCCCAGGUCGUGGAGCGGAUCCGCGCUGGAGGUCCCCGGCUCCGUCUGGUGCUCCACCGGCCUCUCAAGACCCAACCCGAUCGCAGCCCAGAUCCUGGGGGGCUGGAGGUGAUGAGGUCUCACAGCAGCAGCACUUCCCCAGUUCAGCACCCUCGAUCCCGCACAACGCACAAGACCCGGGACAGCCUGGAGCCUAGUCCAGAGGCGGCGGCCCACGGUCCCGCGGUUCCUCCUCCUGAGCGCCGCACGGAAGACCCUGAGGACCGCAUCCCGGGUUCCCCGGGGCCCUGGCUAGUGCCAAGCGAGGAACGUCUCUCGCGGGCCCUAGGGGUCCCGGGGGUGGCGCAGCUCGCUCAGGAGAUGUCAGCCGGAAGGCGGAGACACUGAGCCUAUGUCAGACUGGUCGGUGCUCCGUGGGUGCCGCCCAAGCUGGAUCUGGUGUGCCGGGCUCGCCUAGCACUGGUACCGCCCCGAGCGUCCGCUUGGUCUGGUCCCCCCAUCCCGCUGCGCAGUCAGUCAGCCCGCACUCCCCUCUCAACGUCAGUGGUACGGCCGGUCCAGACCGGCCAGCCCUGUGCUUCUGGUUUGGGCGAGGGAAAUAUUAAAAUGGUUCCAUCCAGUCUUGACUUG
This is a messenger RNA of Propithecus coquereli (Coquerel's sifaka), 1207 nucleotides long. It is a transcript of the gene MAGIX, whose product is annotated as MAGI family member, X-linked. Gene Ontology annotation, molecular function: protein binding. NCBI's taxonomy places the organism in Eukaryota, Metazoa, Chordata, Mammalia, Primates, Indriidae. The record is from RefSeq and is a predicted model, not a curated record. Bases 8 to 964 code for a protein of 318 amino acids. The transcript has 6 exons.